This is a messenger RNA of Plectropomus leopardus (leopard coralgrouper), 1212 nucleotides long. RefSeq names its product deleted in azoospermia-like (gene dazl). Gene Ontology annotation, molecular function: translation activator activity; mRNA 3'-UTR binding. The record is from RefSeq and is a predicted model, not a curated record. Gene Ontology annotation, cellular component: cytoplasm. Gene Ontology annotation, biological process: 3'-UTR-mediated mRNA stabilization; positive regulation of translational initiation. Lineage: Eukaryota; Metazoa; Chordata; Actinopteri; Perciformes; Serranidae.
CAGGCAGAAGGAGCGCUGUAGUUUGCUUUGGAGCGUAUCUGGCUAACCUAUUAGUUUUAACUAUUUUUAGAUAUGGAUAAUAACAAGCCCAGGAGCAGCACCCAGACUUCACCUUCCCUGAAGUUGUCUAAUGGUUACAUUCUGCCUGAAGGCAAACUGACUCCCAAUGCCCUCUUUGUCGGUGGGAUUGACAUGAAGGUGGAUGAAAAUGAAAUGCGGGAAUUCUUUGCGAGAUAUGGUGCUGUCAAGGAAGUAAAAAUCAUCACAUACCGUGGAGGGAUCUGCAAAGGGUACGGGUUUGUGUAUUUCAGUGAAGAUGUCAACAUUCAGUCAAUCAUUGAGCAACAGAUCAGUUUUAAAGGCCGAAAACUCAAGCUGGGACCUGCCAUCAUGAAGGAAAGGAGCGCUCGGUCCAUGCAUUCCCGUCUGGUUGGCCCGGCUCCCUGGAUGAACCCCACUCAGUACUUCUACUGCGCCUGCUGCUCGCCCAUGGGAGGGGGUAUGGCACAACCUUCGCCAAUCCUCAGUGGAGGCAGCCCGUACAGUCAGCCAUACUCCUACUCCAACUUUGGAGGGGUCAUAAUCCCACAGAUGCCAAUGAACUACGCACAGAAUGCCUACGCCUACCAGUACGCUCCACCUCACUGGAUGGCGGACCAGAGGAAUCAGCCUGUCAAUCAGAACUUUGUGGACUGUGGCGUCCAGACUAUGAUGACUGUGAUGUAGUCCACAGUCUUACUGAGCCCCCUGCCAGAUAAACGCCACAGUGGCUGCAGUGAGUCAAAAUGCAGACAGGAUGACAUCUUGAUGUUCCGGACGGCUGGAAGCAACCCAACGCCUCACACUGUUUCCUGAAUGCCCUCCUCUCUCCUCCCCUUCCCUCAGAUUCUUUUGAGACCCAUUUUAACACCAGACUGCAGGAGCUCUCCACUUCCACUGUUCUAGUUUGAUCACAAUCACUUUGACCACGACUGGUCAGGACCACUGUCGUGUAGUCAAAUCGUUUUUAACCCACAUGGAUCACAGUGACAGACGCACAGAAGGCGCAGAGCACCCUCACCUUACCAGCUGAUAACAUGGGCUCACAUUCCUCUUCUUUUGUUUGCCUUUAUUAGUUAUCCCAAAGAAAAAAUGGAAGACUUUUAAGCUCACCUUUUGUGCCUAUUUAUAUUUUAUGUUUAUUUAUUUUUGGAAUUAUUUUAAAUGUUUGUU